GGGGCCCGCACGGCCGCCGCGCGCGUUCUCCCGCUCGGCGUGUGCUUGGCCCGGGGAGCCGGGAGGGCCCGGCGAUCGCGCCGCGGCCGCCGCGAGGGUGUGAGCGCGCGUGGGCGCCCGCGGAGCCGGGGCCAUGGUGCAGCAAACCAACAACGCCGAGAACACGGAAGCGCUGCUGGCGGGCGAGAGCUCGGACUCGGGCGCCGGCCUCGAGCUGGGCAUCGCCUCCUCCCCCACGCCCGGCUCCACCGCCUCCACGGGCGGCAAGGCCGACGACCCGAGCUGGUGCAAGACGCCGAGCGGGCACAUCAAGCGACCCAUGAACGCCUUCAUGGUGUGGUCGCAGAUCGAGCGGCGCAAGAUCAUGGAGCAGUCGCCCGACAUGCACAACGCCGAGAUCUCCAAGCGGCUGGGCAAACGCUGGAAGCUGCUCAAAGACAGCGACAAGAUCCCUUUCAUUCGGGAGGCGGAGCGGCUGCGCCUCAAGCACAUGGCUGACUACCCCGACUACAAGUACCGGCCCAGGAAGAAGGUGAAGUCCGGCAACGCCAACUCCAGCGCCUCGGCCGCCGCCUCCUCCAAGCCGGGGGAGAAGGGAGACAAGGUCGGUGGCGGGGGCGGCCACGGGGGCGGCGGCGGCGGCGGCGGGAGCGGCAACGCGGGGGGAGGAGGCGGCGGCGCGAGCGGCGGCGGCGCCAACUCCAAACCCGCGCAGAAAAAGAGCUGCGGCUCCAAAGUGGCGGGCGGCGCGGGCGGCGGGGUCAGCAAGCCGCACGCCAAGCUCAUCCUGGCGGGCGGCGGCGGCGGGAAGGCGGCGGCCGCGGGCGCCUCCUCCUCCUUCGCGGCCGAGCAGGCGGGGGCCGCUGCCCUGCUGCCCCUGGGCGCCGCCGCGGCCGCCGCCGACCACCACUCGCUGUACAAGGCGCGGACUCCCAGCGCGGCCGCCUCGGCCUCCGCGGCCGCCUCUGCCGCGCCGGGCCUGGCGGCCCCGGGCAAGCACCUAGCCGACAAGAAGGUGAAGCGCAUCUACCUGUUCGGAGGCCUGGGCGCGUCCUCGUCGCCCGCGGGCGGCGUGGGCGCGGGUGCCGACCCCAGCGACCCCCUGGGCCUGUACGAGGAGGGGGGCGCGGGCUGCUCGCCCGACGGGCCGAGCCUGAGCGGCCGCAGCAGCGCCGCGUCGUCGCCGGCCGCCGGCCGCUCGCCCGCCGACCACCGCAGCUACGCCAGCCUGCGCGCCGCCUCGCCCGCCCCGUCCAGCGCGCCGUCGCACGCGUCCUCGUCGGCCUCGUCCCACUCGUCGUCGUCCUCGUCGUCGGGCUCCUCGUCCUCCGACGACGAGUUCGAAGACGACCUGCUCGACCUGAACCCCAGCUCAAACUUUGAGAGCAUGUCCCUGGGCAGCUUCAGCUCGUCGUCGGCGCUGGACCGGGACCUGGAUUUUAACUUCGAGCCCGGCUCCGGCUCGCACUUCGAGUUCCCGGACUACUGCACGCCCGAGGUGAGCGAGAUGAUCUCGGGAGACUGGCUGGAGUCCAGCAUCUCCAACCUGGUCUUCACCUACUGAGAGGGGGGCGCGCGCGCGCGGGCCGGGAGCAGAGGGCCGGGUUGGGGGGUGGGGGUGGGGGAGAGGAAAACAAAGAGAGAGCGAGAGCGAGAGAAGUGGACAGAGGAAGAGUUGGAAGAGAAAAGGGAAAAUUGAAAAAAAAAAAAAAAAAGGAAAAGAUUAAAAAAAAAAAAAAGCGAGCAGGGCCGGCUUGGGCCGCGUCGCGGUCGCGGGAGAAAGCGCGGCGGCGUUUUGGGGACCCGCGCUCCCAUCCCCCAGCUGCCCGGCCGCGGGGACGCGGAGGAGGCGGCGGGGAGACGGGGUGGGGGGGGGCGACCUUUUAUUGUUCUUGAUGUUGUUGUUGAUGGCAAAAAAGCUACUUGGGAGUUUCCUCCCCUUUGCCCGAAGAGACACCCCCACACACACACCCCACUUCCAACGAGCUUCCGGACUUGUCUGCUGCUCCCCCAGCAAGAAGCCGACUUGAUAGUUUUUUCUAGAGACUGAAGGAAUCUCGUCCCUGUCUCAUCGCCCCCUUGCUGUUUUUGCUUUAUUUUAUCUCAUUUCUUGAUCGAGAGAGGAGGGGGAAAAAACAACAACAAAAAAAAGAAAAAGAAAAAAGAAAGCAAAGAAAAGAAAGAAACCCAACGCGCCCCCGGGGAUUUAGUUCUCAGCACCCCCGCCACCCCCCUCCCCCUGAAGAAGACAGAAGGCUCCGGGCGUGGAAUUGGACCGAAGGCUGAUCUUUUGGGGGGUCGCGCAGGCUCGAGACGCGCCGGGACUGAGAGACUCCACGCUGGCAGAUUCCCGUUUUGCUGGGUUUUGCCUCCUUUUUUACUUUUUUUCCCUUUCUUUCUUCUUUCCUUCCUUCCUUCCUUUUUUUUUUUUUUCCUUGCCCCCUCCCGCAGCCGGAGGAGGAGGUGAUGCGGAGAGCCCGGUGGGGAGCCCGGCGAGGGGCGCGGGUCGGGACGCGGGGGUAGGGGGCUGCGGAGGAACUGGGACGGGUGUGCACGCUAGGGGAGCAGGUGGCGCAUCCCGGCGGCCCCCGCCCCGCGCAUCCCCGCAAUCAGAGAGGUGAGACUGGGCGGCCCGCGGGCGUGCAGGAGCGCGGACUGUUUGAUGUGGUACCGGGGGGCCGUGGAGGGGCGAGUGGUUUCGGGCGGGGGGAAAAAAAAGAGGUUUUUUUCUUCUCUUAAUCGGAAUCGUGAUGGUGUUGGAUUAUUUCACUGGUGGGGUUAAUAUAGCAUGUUAUCCUGUCUAUCUUUUAAAGAUUUCUGUAUAAGACUGUUGAGCAGUUUUUAAAAUAGUGUAGGAUAAUAUAAAAAGCAGAUAGAUGGCGCUAUGUUUGAUUCCUACAACAAAAUUAUCACCAGCUUUUUUUCAUUCUUAACUCUUUAAAGGAUUCAAACGCAACUCAAAUCUGUGCUGGACUUUAAGAAAGAAAGAAAGAAAACCACAAUUCAGGACCAAAUUUUUUCUCAGUGUGUAUGUGUUUAUUCCUUAUAGGUGUAAAUGAGAAGACGUGUUUUUUUCCCUCACCGAUGCUUCAUCCUCGUAUUUUUUUUUUUCCUUGUAAAUGUAAUCAGAUGCCAUUUUAUAUGUGGACGUAUUUAUACUGGCCAAACAUUUUUCUUUUCUUAUUUUGUCCCUUUUUUACUUUAACCUCUUCGUUUGCUUUCUUUUUUUUACUUCCUUUCUUCCUUCCUUUUUUUUUUCUUUUGUUUUUGUUGGAUUUUUUGGUUUUUGGUUUGUUUUUUUUUGUUUUUUGUUUUUUUGGUAGUUUGUUGUUACCCACGCCAUUUUACGUCUCCUUCACUGAAGGGCUAGAGUUUUAACUUUUAAUUUUUUAUAUUUAAAUGUAGACUUUUGACACUUUUAAAAAACAAAAAAAGACAAGAGAGAUGAAAACGUUUGAUUAUUUUCUCAGUGUAUUUUUGUAAAAAAUAUAUAAAGGGGGUGUUAAUCGGUGUAAAUCGCUGUUUGGAUUUCCUGAUUUUAUAAUAGGGCGGCUGGUUAAUAUCUCACACAGUUUAAAGAAUCAGCCCCUAAUUUCUCCAUGUUUACACUUCAAUCUGCAGGCUUCUUAAAGUGACAGUAUCCCUUAUCCUGCCACCAGUGUCCACCCUUUGACCCCAGUCUUAUAAAAAAGGGGGGGGGGGGAGAAUUAGCCAAACACUGUACGCUUUUCAGAAAAAGCAAAAUUUUUUAAAUAAAAACUGUUCUGUCCAGAGGCUUUAAAACUGGUGCAUUUACAGCAAAAAGGGAUCCUGUAGCUUUAACUUGUAAACCACAUCUUUUUUGCACUUUUUUUAUAAGCAAAAACGUGCCGUUUAAACCACUGGAUCUAUCUAAAUGCCGAUUUGAGUUCGCGACACUAUGUACUGCGUUUUUCAUUCUUGUAUUUGACUAUUUAAUCCUUUCUACUUGUCGCUAAAUAUAAUUGUUUUAGUCUUAUGGCAUGAUGAUAGCAUAUGUGUUCAGGUUUAUAGCUGUUGUGUUUAAAGAUUGAAAAAAGUGGAAAACAUCUUUGUACAUUUAAGUCUGUAUUAUAAUAAGCAAAAAGAUUGUGUGUAUGUAUGUUUAAUAUAACAUGACAGGCACUAGGACGUCUGCCUUUUUGAGGCAGUUCCGUUAAGGGUUUUUGUUUUUAAACUUUUUUUUGCCAUCCAUCCUGUGCAAUAUGCCGUGUAGAAUAUUUGUCUUAAAAUUCAAGGCCACAAAAACAAUGUUUUGGGGGAAAAAGAAAGAAAAAAAUCAUGCCAGCUAAUCAUGUCAAGUUCACUGCCUGUCAGAUUGUUGAUAUAUACCUUCUGUAAAUAACUUUUUUUGAGAAGGAAAUAAAAUCAGCUGGAACUGAACCCUAAA
Neofelis nebulosa (Clouded leopard) is the source of this 4408-nucleotide messenger RNA. It is a transcript of the gene SOX4, whose product is annotated as SRY-box transcription factor 4. NCBI's taxonomy places the organism in Eukaryota, Metazoa, Chordata, Mammalia, Carnivora, Felidae. Gene Ontology annotation, molecular function: DNA-binding transcription activator activity, RNA polymerase II-specific; RNA polymerase II cis-regulatory region sequence-specific DNA binding. Gene Ontology annotation, biological process: anatomical structure morphogenesis; cell differentiation; positive regulation of transcription by RNA polymerase II. Bases 134 to 1564 code for a protein of 476 amino acids. The record is from RefSeq and is a predicted model, not a curated record. The transcript has a single exon.